AUGAAUGGAAACGAUAUUCAAUCACAACCUCCAAAGGAAUCAUUACAAGACAGGAGAAAGAGAUAUCUAUUACAGCAAGAUGUUAAACAUGCAAGACUUAAUGAUAAUGAUGAUGCUACUAAACGGUUUAAAUAUUUACUUGGUUUAAGUUCAUUAUUUAGAAAAUUCAUUGAUCUUAAUGCUUCAAAAGAUGUUGCCUUUAAGAAAAGAAUAAGAGAAAUUGAUAAUCAACAUUCUUUUCAAGAAAAAACAAUAACUAGAAAAUCAGGUAGAAGAAGAAAAACUGAAAAAGAAGAAGAUGCAGAAUUAUUACAAGAUGAAGAACAUCAAGAUGAUGAAGAUCAUCAACAUACAGUUUUUACAGAAUCUCCCUCAUAUGUACAACAAGGAACAUUACGUGAAUAUCAAAUUCAAGGAUUAAAUUGGUUAAUCUCAUUAUAUGAAAAUAGAUUAAGUGGUGUAUUAGCUGAUGAAAUGGGUUUAGGUAAAACUUUACAAACUAUUUCAUUCUUGGGUUAUUUAAGAUAUGUUAAACAUAUUGAUGGACCUUUUAUUGUAAUUGUCCCUAAAUCAACUUUAGAUAAUUGGCGAAGAGAAUUUGCUAAAUGGACUCCUGAAGUUAAUGUAGUUGUAUUACAAGGAAAUAAAGAAUUAAGACAAGAUGUUAUCCAAAAUAAAUUAUUAACAGCUGAUUUUGAUGUUUUAAUUACUUCUUAUGAAAUGGUAAUUCGAGAAAAAUCUCAAUUAAAAAAAUUUAAAUGGGAAUAUAUAAUUGUUGAUGAAGCUCAUAGAAUUAAAAAUGAAGAAAGUUCAUUAUCUCAAAUUAUUCGAUUAUUUUAUUCAAGAAAUAGAUUAUUAAUUACUGGUACCCCAUUACAAAAUAAUUUACAUGAAUUAUGGGCAUUGCUAAAUUUCUUAUUACCUGAUGUUUUUGGAGAUUCUGAUCAAUUUGAUGAAACUUUUGAAGACAAUAACUCAGAAGAAGACCUAACUGAAGAACAAAAACAAGCAAAACAAGAUAAAGCAGUACAAGACCUUCAUCAAUUAUUAAGUCCCUUUUUACUUCGUCGGGUAAAAUCAGAUGUUGAAACUUCUUUAUUACCAAAAAUUGAAACCAAUAUCUAUAUUGAUAUGACAGAUAUGCAAAUUCAAUGGUAUAAAAAAUUAUUAGAAAAAGAUAUAGAUGCAGUCAAUGGAGUAAUUGGAAAACGUGAAGGAAAAACCCGACUCCUUAAUAUCGUAAUGCAAUUACGUAAAUGUUGUAACCAUCCUUAUUUAUUCGAUGGAGCAGAACCAGGUCCACCAUAUACCACUGAUGAACAUCUAGUUUAUAAUUCCGGAAAAAUGAUCAUCUUGGACAAAAUGCUCAAAAAAUUCCAAUCAGAAGGAAGUCGGGUAUUGAUAUUUUCCCAAAUGUCAAGACUCUUGGAUAUACUUGAAGAUUAUUGUUAUUUCCGAGAUUAUCAAUAUUGUCGAAUCGAUGGAUCCACAUCUCAUGAAGAUCGUAUUGAAGCAAUUGAUCAAUAUAAUGACCCGGAAUCGGAUAAAUUCAUCUUUUUAUUAACCACUCGUGCUGGUGGAUUGGGGAUUAAUUUAACCAGUGCUGAUAUUGUCAUCUUGUAUGAUUCUGAUUGGAAUCCACAAGCGGAUUUACAAGCUAUGGAUCGAGCCCAUCGGAUUGGACAAAAGAAACAAGUUAAAGUAUUUAGAUUUGUUACUGAACAUGCUAUUGAAGAAAAAGUUUUGGAAAGAGCCGCGCAGAAAUUGAGAUUGGAUCAAUUGGUGAUUCAACAAGGAAGAAAUAUAGGAAAGAAUGAUACAAAUGUAGGAAGUACUAAAGAUGAUUUGAUUGGAAUGAUUCAACAUGGGGCUAAAGAAGUGUUUGAAAAGAAAUCAAAUAAAGAUGGGAAGGGUGAUAUGUUGGAUGAAGAUAUUGAAGCAAUUUUAUCAAGAGGGAUGGAAAAAACAGCAAAAUUAAAUGAAAAAUUUAAUAAAUUAGGUUUAGAAGAUUUACAAAAUUUUACAUCUGAUUCUUCAGCAUAUGAAUGGAAUGGACAAAAUUUCGCCAAGAAGGAAAAUACCGGAUUGGGUUUCACUUGGAUUAAUCCUUCCAAAAGAGAAAGAAAAGAACAAACUUAUUCAGUUGAUAAUUAUUAUAAAGAUGUUUUAAAACAACAACCUUCAACUCCAACUCCUCAAAAGGGAGGUGCUGCCAAACAAGGUGGACCGAUCAGAACAAGGGCUCCUAAGACUUAUAAUAUCCAAGAUCAUCAAUUCUUCCCUCCAGGAUUGGCAGAAUUAUUAGAAAAGGAACAAUUAGCCUAUAAGAAGGAAAUCAAAUAUAAAUACACCUUGGAUGAAUUUGGAGACAGUGAUGAAGAAUUCUUAGUAGAUGCCGAAAAACCCGAUCUUACCCGUCAAGAAAAACGAGAUUAUGAACAACUGAAAAUCAAUUCCGCCAAACCAUUAACCCCGGAAGAAAUCACCUUGAAGGAUGAAUUACUCGCACAAAGCUUUCAUAAUUGGUCCAGAAGAGAUUUCACCAAUUUCAUCCACGCCAUAGCAAAACACGGCCGGGAUAACUACACCCAAAUCUCCAAAUCCUUAGGACCCAACAAAUCACCCCAAGAGGUCCAACGAUAUGCCCAAGCAUUCUGGGAAAAUUAUACAAAAAUAGAAGGAUAUGAAAAAUAUUUAUCCCAAAUCCAAACCUCGGAGAAAAAACGAGAAAAACUCCAAAAUCAACAACGACUCCUCUCAAUCAAGAUCCAAAACCUUCGUAAUCCCCUCCAAGACCUUCGAAUACAAUAUCCUCCCAAUAAUUCAAAACGAGUCUAUUCAAAAUCAGAAGAUCGAUUCUUAUUGGAUUGCGUACAUAGAUAUGGAUUAUUUCUGGAAGGAUUGUAUGAACGGAUUAAGGAUGAGAUUCGUGAGAGUGAUUUAUUUAAAUUUGAUUGGUAUUUCCAAUCAAGAACAGCUCAGGAGUUGGGCAGGAGGGUUAAUACUUUAUUAUUAGCGAUUCUGAGGGAGAUGGAUGGACCACUGGUUAGUCUGGGGAAGAGAAGGGGGAGAGCGGGGACAAAUGGACCACUGGGGUCCAAUGGAAGUUCGAGGCCGGGGUCGGUGGAGGUGCAACAACUAGUGUGGACGAAUGGGAAUGGUAUGGUACUGAGUCCUCAGGAAUCUAAAUUGAGUGGUGAGAUUGGAACUGAUGGGGAUGGUGAUGAAAAUGAUGGACCCUUGAAGAAGAAGAAAAAGACGGAGAUGGAGGCGGCAGAGGUGAUUGUAGUAUAA
Hemisphaericaspora subhashii is the source of this 3294-nucleotide messenger RNA. It is a transcript of the gene ISW2, whose product is annotated as DNA translocase. Bases 1 to 3294 code for a protein of 1097 amino acids. Gene Ontology annotation, biological process: nucleosome organization; regulation of transcription by RNA polymerase II. Gene Ontology annotation, cellular component: nucleus; chromatin. The record is from RefSeq and is a predicted model, not a curated record. NCBI's taxonomy places the organism in Eukaryota, Fungi, Ascomycota, Pichiomycetes, Serinales, Debaryomycetaceae. The transcript has a single exon. Gene Ontology annotation, molecular function: ATP hydrolysis activity; nucleosome binding; ATP binding.